Aspergillus welwitschiae is the source of this 1624-nucleotide messenger RNA. Its product is annotated as major facilitator superfamily domain-containing protein. NCBI's taxonomy places the organism in Eukaryota, Fungi, Ascomycota, Eurotiomycetes, Eurotiales, Aspergillaceae. The record is from RefSeq and is a predicted model, not a curated record. Gene Ontology annotation, molecular function: transmembrane transporter activity. Gene Ontology annotation, biological process: transmembrane transport. Gene Ontology annotation, cellular component: membrane. The transcript is spliced from 4 exons. The coding region runs from base 1 to 1518 and encodes 505 amino acids.
AUGGACACGCAGAAAGAUGACCACAAGUCACACGCUGUCGCAGAAGAAGCAGGCGUCGUAGUAGGGGACUCUGUUCCCAUCGACGCCGCAGCAGAGCGGUCAGUCGUGCGCAAGCUGGACUUUCGACUGCUUCCCGUCCUCUCGCUCAUGUACUUCUUCAACUCCCUUGACCGCUCCAACCUGGGGAAUGCCAAAACGGAUGGCCUCGAGAACGAUCUCCACCUGGUCGGAAAUCAGUAUAAUGUCAUCUUGGCUGUCUUCAACGUCACCUUCUGCUUAUUUGAUCUCCCGUCCAACUUGAUGUUGAAGAAAUUCAGCGGAAAGGUGAUGCUACCGUUGAUGAUGAUAGGAUGGUGGGUUACCCUUCUAGUAAGUAUGUCUGACUUCGCUAACCAUGGCAUCAGGGGUUCCAUCACACUGCUGCAGUGUGCCGUGUUCAACUUUGCAGGCCUGUUAGUCUGCCGUUUAGUCAUGGGGAUCUUCGAAGCAGGAUUCUUCGCCGGGGUGAUCUUCUACCUCACGCAGUUCUACAAACGCAACGAGAUUGCCUUCAGACUGAGCAUCUUCUACGGCAUGGUCACCAUCGCUGGUGCCUUUUCUGGUCUCAUCUCCUUUGGCGUCUUCCAAAUCAAGCACCACCUCCCAGGCUGGAAGUACCUCUUCCUCAUUGAAGGCGGUGCCACCCUGAUCAUUGCAUCCUUCGCGCUUUGGUGGCUCCCUGCCAGCGGCGCUCAGUGCCAUUGGUUCAAUGAAGCCGAAGCUCGCGCGGCCCAAAUGCGCCUCUUACAGGACGGUUCAGUGCGGACGGGUGAGAAGCUCUCGAUUACCGCGGCCUUGGCCGCGCUCAGUGACUGGCGCGUGCUAGCAUGGGCUGUCAGCUGCUUCUGCUACGGCGUCGCUCAAACUUCCGUUAGUAAUUUCCUGCCGCAGAUGGUGGCCCUCCUGGGAUAUUCCACCAUUAAGACGAAUCUCUACACGGUGGCGCCGUACUGUGUGGGUACAGCCGUGCUCUGGAUCAUCUGUCUAUCAUCUGAUCACUUCCGGGAACGUUCCAUACAUCUGGCAGGCUCGCUGAUGAUUACCUUUGUCGGGUAUAUCAUCUUGAUCGCGGUGGACGCGUCAGAGCACCAGGGUGUCGCCUACUUUGCCUGCUUUCUGCUGGCAGCCGGGGCCUUCGUGCCCAGCUCCGUCUUCCAUAGUUGGCACACUAAUAAUGUCACCGACGAGUCGCAGCGUGCUGCUACUGUGGGAUUCCUGGUGGGCGCGGCCAACUGUGCUGGCAUCCCGUCCAGUCUGGCAUUCAAGGCAGAUACAGCCCCGCGAUAUAAGCCGGCGCUAAUCGUCAACUGCGCGUUUCUUCUUUUCGGGGUGCUGGUGAUCCUGGGGAUGGGGACGUAUUUCCGCUACGAUAACCGGCGCCGCGAUCGCGAGCAGGGGGUGAGACUCACCGCGGCGGACGUGUCGACCAAGUCGCUGGUGGGCGGGUGGAAGGAUCCGAAUUGGCGAUGGACCACAUGAGGUCAGAUAUUGCAGACUAUCCUGUUGUUGUGGCCCUACCCUAUCAUACGGCCAUAUGUAACCAUGGGUGUGCCCGUUAUGGUAGAACAAGGAAUUUCGACGUCGG